AGUGACGUUAAGGUCGCGGCUUCAACCAUUAUCUUUCUCUUUGUGAAGAUGAUGCAUUAAUGGGAUUCUUGUCUGGGUUUUGGAUUUGUAUUGUUGAAACAGAGCGCAGGAUACUGUAACAGAUGGUUAUCGUUGUGAGCGGUCUUACUUUUGUGGGGUUGAUAUGCUGAACUGUGCUAUUGGUGGAAGGAUAGUAAAAGUGGUGCUAAGAGGAAAGAACCUGUUUUUUUUUCUUACAUCUUGAAGCCUGAUGACAGCUUUUGCUGAGCAAACCUUUUUGGAGGUCCUGAACAGAAAAAAUUGUGGCUUUUGGAUGGGAAUGAUAACUCAUUGCAGCGGAAAGAGAAAAGAAAUAACUGAAAAUUGUCAUGAUGUUAUGGAUGGGAAAGAGGGCUGUUUAUCACCUGGGAAGAAAUGUGCACUUGAUUGAGAGAAGGUUAUUUCUAUUUCAUAUGUGGGUGCCAUUGCGUAUAAAUGAGAAAAAACUAGAUGACUAAUAAAAGCAAAAUAGAUGUCAACAAGUGAAGCUUACCAUGCCAUAAAAAAUGACACUGGAAAGUAAAAGUGGUUAUUCUAAGUCCAUGAAAGAAAAGCAUGAACUAAAACCUGUAAACAGUAAAAGUAGUAAAAUACAGAAAGACAAGCAUCAGCAAAAAAAUGCAGACAUAAAAAAACACAAAACUUCCACCGAGGAGAAAAAUACCAGUGCUGCUUAUUCAUUUAAGGUUAAAGAAUCAAAAGCCAGAACUGAUGAUGAUUUUUCUCAAAGAAAGAAAGGUGAAACUAAAAAAGACCAGGAAAGUGCUACUGUUAGUACAAGUCCUGCAAAAAAGGUUGAAGUCUCUUCUGUCCUACCAGGUGAAGAGGAUAAUUUUAAGGUUACUGGUUUUAUAGGUCCCUUAUAUAAGCCUGGUGAUAAAAAAAAGUCCGCUGAAGGACUAAAAACAAAAAAAAUCUGCUCAAACAUAGAAAAGAAAAAAGUACCAUCAGCUUUGGAUCAUACAGCUGAUCACUUGGAGAAGCUUGAAGAAAAUGUGCAGUCGUGUGGCCAAGUACAGAUUGAUGAUGUGUUGAGCCAGUUUUAUAAAGAACUUGAUGAAAUCGAAACCACAACAGAUUUUCCAGAAGGCAGUGAACCGAGCUGUAGUAAACUUGCUUUAAGUCAGGCUAAAACAGGUAAACCAGAACCAAUCCAGGUAGUACUGCAGGAGGAGUACUGUUCAGCACAAGAUGAUAGCUCUACCUUUAAUUACGAGGACAGCCAGAGUGUGCUCAGUUCCAACAGACUUGAGAAUUACAGUGGAAGUGGAUGGCAGAACUCCAUGUCAGUGUCGCAGCCUGUUAACCAGCCAAGUUCUACUUCAUGUGGUUUACCUGUGUCUUCAUUUAGACCUGAGUGGCAGCAUCCACCUUCAUCUGUACUUCCUGAGGGUCAUUCUGUUUCAUAUUUGAAUCCAUCUGUUCAUUUUCAGAGUCCUAGUGUAAUUGCCCCUCCACCUGUUGGUCCAUUAUAUUAUAGUAACCAGGGGUAUGAAGGCAUGUUACAUGAUUGUGCUUGGAGUCGUGAACAGCUUUUUCAGAAUAACCAGUAUGAUGUACAUAAUCCAUUAGCCAGCAACACUACUUCUCGAGGUCCAUCACCUGUUACAAACCCUGAACAUGCCAAGCAUAGUAGCCCAUGGCAUAGUAUAACACUUAGUGAAUCUGGGCAGAAAACCUACUGUCCUGAUCAGCGUAAUCAUCAUAAGCAGCAUCUCAACAACAGUGAUCCAGAUUUUAAUAUUCUGACUAAAGGACAUGAUAGUAAAACUGAUCAAGACCCCAGAAUGUAUUCAGAUGACAAGACAAGUCCUGUUGGAAAGGAUAUGCAAGAAAAUGACAAAGAACUUCAACCAGGAAUAGCCAUCUUUGAUGAAAGGGGGGAAGAAUGUUCAUUGAAACAAAAUCUUGCAGGGUGUUCUUUCAGUAAGGACAUUCCCAGUCCUGGUGUACAGAAUAUAGAGGAAAAAUGCAUUUCACACAGCACAAGAGCAAGCAAUUCUAACAAGUCUUUGACAUCUGAUUCACUUCAGCAAAAAGACUGUCCAUUUCAGAAUGACUCUGGGCAGCACCUUAUGGUGGACAGUAUGCAGUGCAGUACGUCAAUUCAGAAGGAUGAGAAUUAUUGCUACCAUGAUAAGUUAAAACAGAACAGCCCUGUUAAUUGUGAAAAUAGACAAAGAAAGUUUUAUGCAGCUGGCUUUUUUGGCUAUUAUGAACAAAAUAACAGUGAUGAUGGAUAUGAAGUAAACCCUUGGAUGGACUCUCUUAAAGCUGAUUUAAGAAAGGAAAAGCAUUUACAGCCCCUACCAUUUGAAUUGGAUGACUUGCGUAAUCUCCUUGGGGAAGAUAUCAGGGCAAACAGCCCAUGUUUUGGCAUACAGAAUGGAAACCAUGCUAAUGAACCAAGCAAUGUAAGUGGUUUAGAAAACCUGCAAAAUGAUGCAGAAAUGCAUUAUACAGAAAAUAGCCCAAGUGUCCCUGUAGGGAGUGAUGAAAGAAAUUGCAGCACGCAGUGCCCUGGAGCUGACGAUCCUGCACAAAACAGUUGUGAAUUUGAUGAAAAAGAGGUGCAACCAUGGAUGGAAUCGCUAGCGUCUGACCUAAAAAAGGAAAGUUUACAAAAUAUGUUUUUUAACUUGGAAGUUGUAAGCAGUGCAGACAUUUUGCAGUACGACUCUCUGCUGCUUUCUGGGCAGAAUGGUCCAGAUGUUACUAUGGAAAGUGACAAAGAGAAUUGCGUCACUCAUUGCUUUGCUGCUGAUUGCUCCAAUCAGCCUAAGCAGCACAGUACUGAUUCUGAUAAGGUUGAAGGAAUAGAUAAAUCCAAGCAGCUCAGCUGUGAUUUUGAUGAAACUGGCAUGUCUAAUCAGCCCAAACAGAGCAGCAGUGAUUUAAAUGGAAAUGAAGUAAGGCCUUGGAUGGAAUCUCUACAUUAUGACCUAAUGCUAGAAAAGACUCUGCAAAUUGUGAUUCAUGAAACCAGCGAGGAAAAUAAUUCUGACUGUGAGCACACUGGAAUGAGCAACCUGUGCUUCAUUACGGAACAUGGAGAAGAAGAAAAUUGUUCCAGUAUUCAGGGCUUGUCAGCCGACAUACCUAAACUCAGUCAGAACAGUAGUAAUACUGACACAUCUCUCCUGUCCGAUAUACAGACUGACAAGUGUUCACAAAAUGGGGUGCAUGAACCAAACAAAGAAAACAAUUCAGAAAAUUUGCAGAGUGCCUCUGGAGAGAGUUCUGUAGCAGAAAGCCCUUGUUUCAAUUUGCAAAGUAAAGCAGAAGAAAGUUGCAUUAUUCAUGAUCCAUCAACUGAUGGUUCUGACCAGCCUAAACAGAACAUUGGUGAUUUUGAUGAGGAUGAAGUAAGGCCUUGGAUGUAUUCCCUGAUUCACGAGUUAAAAAAUGAAAAAUGUUUGGGCAUACAAAGUCAAACAGAGAAUAGCCUUGAUGAUACAGAAGAUCUUCAAGAUGAGUGCAAUGACCAGUCCAAACAUAAUAGCAAAAGCUCACUGCUCAAUAUGCAAGAUAAAGCUGAAGAAAGUUGUAGUGUUCAGGAUCCCUCAGCUGACAGCUCUGACAAGCCCACUGAAAACAGUGGUAGCUUUGAUGAAGAUGAAGUAAGACCGUGGAUGUAUUCUCUGAUACAUGAAUUAAAAAAUCAAACAUGUUUUAGUGUGCAAAAUGAAACAGAUGAUGGCUCUAAUAUAGAAGGUCUUGAAACCAAGUGCAAUAAGCACCCUGAACUGAAGAGUGGAAUUCAGCAUGAAACUUGGCCAUUUGAGCUCUGGCAGGAAGACCUGUAUCAUUACCUAAAAAAUCAUCCAGGAAGGUUUAACAGAGAAAACAGUAUUUUGUUCAGUGUGUUGCAUAGUUUCAGAGAAAAAUAUUUGUCAUCACAGGAGCCACUUAACACGAGAAGGAUGCACAGCUUACAGAAACAGAAAAAUCCACCAGAAGUGCAUGAAGAGACCAGUUUAAAUGUUACUGUGCAGAGUCCACGUGGUAGCAGUUGCAGUGUAGAAGACCUAGGAAGUAUGAGUUCUGACCAUCAAGAACCCAGUAGCAGUGAAUUUCUUGGCCUUAGACUUGGGGAUCCAAUUCCACCUUCAUCUUCUGAAUCUGGGAGGGACAAAAGAUUCACCCAUCAGCGGACUGAUUCAGUGCCACGUUCUAGAGAGGACAGCCCUUGUUAUGACGCACAGAAAAAUGAUGAUUGUAAUUUUGAAGAUGUAGAAAAUAGCCUUUCUGGUCAGUCUAUAUAUAAAAGAAGUAAAAUUCAUGAAAAUAGAAAAAGACCUUGGGUUGAAACCCUAAGUGCUGAUUUAUUGUUAAGUAGUUUACUGAACUUGCAGAAUGAUUCAGAACUGAAUUAUGAAGACAGUUCAAGGUGGGAUUCUUUAAGCACACAAGAUUUACAGAGGAGAAUUCAAGCACUCCUUGAUAAAUACAUGGACGAGCCAAGCAGAGGUUUUUAUGGGGACAGCAGAAGGCAUCCUGUAAAACCUUCAGACUUUGAGUCCAUUUGUGGAAGUAAUUCUGAUCUGCAGAAUCUCCGAAGGCGACAGUAUAGAGGUAAAAGAAGUGUAGAUGACAGCUGCAUUACACAACUCAGAGGAAUGGACUACAGUGAUUUUCUUGAAAAUACUGAAAGAAGUGAAGUAGAAUUUGUGGUUUCCAAAGCAAGGAGGCGACACAGUUCUGCUGACCAAGGUCUUCCAAAAUAUGAGAGGGGGAAAAGUUUCUCUGUACAUAGGAGGGUAAUAAUAUUUAUGAGGGGUGUACCUGGCUCAGGAAAGUCUACUCUUGCUCGAUCACUAAUUGAAGACACUAAAAAUGGUGUAGUGCUAAGCACAGAUGACUAUUUUUCUCAGGGUAAAGAGUAUAAAUUCAAUAGUCAACUGCUUGGAGAUGCCCAUGACUGGAAUCAGAAUAGAGCCGAAGAAGCAAUGGAGCAAGGAAAAUAUCCCAUUGUAAUAGAUAACACAAAUAUCGAAGCAUGGGAGAUGAAGCCAUAUGUGGAGAUGGCCCUUAAAAGAAACUAUGAUGUGGAGUUCUUGGAACCAGAUACAUGGUGGAAAUUUGAUCCUGGUGAAUUAGAAAAGAGGAACACACAUCAAGUCCCACGUGAGAAGAUAGCUAAGAUGGUGGAACGAUUUAGUUCUGAAAUAUCUAUAGAUAUUGUCCUUAAUUCUGUGCUGCCAAAAUUUAAAACUAACCCUAGACCCUCACCACUAAAGAAGAGGCGAGGUUUAUCAGACACUCGGAAUUCUAACAGGAUUACUGAUCACUGAGACCUUCAACGCUUAUGUUUGAUGCAGUUUUCGGUCAUUUUUAAUAAAAGUAAAAGAAGAAAACAUUUGGGAUGAAUUACAGCUUUGUUUACACUUUGAUCUUCAUAACCAGAUGCCAGCUUUCUAUUUAUUUUAUGAUCUGGUUCUUCUGCCUGCAGAGGCAGAUUAAACUGUAGACACUUUUUAGUUACAAACCUAGGUUUUGUUAAUGCUUACUGUAAUAUUUGUACAUAUAAAAAUGAUCAAAAAUGUGAUCAUCCAUAAAUACUAAAGGAAAUUGUUUAUUUUAAAAAAAAUAUGGAGUAUAACAAUAUGCUGUAUAUAGUGUUUUAUAAAGAUUGUUAAGAAAUGGAUAGACAUUUUCAGUGUUGUUUUUUCCCAUGGAUUUAGCAUUUAAAGGGAAAACCAUGUCCAUUUUCUGCUGGUCAGAAAAUGGGUCUGAUGUUUUUGUAGUAGCAUACGUCAGUACUAAAGUUCCCAUAUUUUGAGUAAUAUUUGUGUUGUUUGUGCACUGUCAAGUGUUAUGUGUAGGAAGCACUUGUUAAUUGUGCAGUCAUUAAGACUGAUGAGCUGCUUACUUUAUCUGUUUCACCAUUAUGUUACAAUUUCCCAAGUGUGCUUUUUUAAUUCUUUUCAUCUCCUUUGGUACCUGAUUAACACUGAUGCCAAUAAACAACAUUUGACAGGG
Messenger RNA from Protopterus annectens (West African lungfish), 6021 nucleotides. It is a transcript of the gene N4BP2L2, whose product is annotated as NEDD4 binding protein 2 like 2. NCBI's taxonomy places the organism in Eukaryota, Metazoa, Chordata, Ceratodontiformes, Protopteridae. The coding region runs from base 546 to 5333 and encodes 1595 amino acids. The transcript is spliced from 7 exons. The record is from RefSeq and is a predicted model, not a curated record.